GAGUCCAUUUGCAACAAACGGUCCCAAGUGCAUCCAGAUUCGAGAAAAUUCUACUUUAGCGCUCACUAGGACAUGGCAAUUGGCGAACUGCGUCGCAAAUCUCCGAACCACGUUAACCUAAAAGACAUAGACCAACCCUGGAAAUGGAGCCGGGUUGGUUCUCUGACGGUUUCCGUGAGGAGUCCGGAAAACACAAUGGCAAGGCGGCGGCAAUCUAAACACCAUGUAGAAUAUGGAGUUAUAAGGAAUUAUGCCGCCUGCCUGGUGCUUCUCACCUUAAUUUUCAAUCGUAGAUCCUUGCGACCGGAUGUUAUGACAAUGGUAUCCAUAAUUCGUUGUUCGUCCCACCCCACCACAAACGUCCGUGAUUGCAAUGCCCCUUUUCGCCGACAGGAUGUGAGAGCCCAGACCAAUGCUAUCUUGACAGAUCAUCCAAAGCCCUCAAGCAAUGAGAGCGAACCGUUUAAAACCCAACUUGGGACCAAUGGUCACCCCACGAAUCCGGAGUACUUCCAGUCUGAUUACUAUUACAAACGGAAGAAAUGCCGACUGUCAACCCAAGCACAUAUAACCGUUUAACAUUUUACUUGAAAGCCCAACUAUUUUGCCCGACCAUUUUAUUCUCUACGCCUGGCAUGUACAAUGGAAUCAGAGGUCUCAUCUUACGAGAACUUUCAUUAUCUUGAAAUCGACAAUUCCUCACUCGCAAGUGGUAUUACGACCCCGACGCGCACAAUGACAAUAGACGACCCCACAGAUGCCCGAAGCUCUUGCGAAGCUCAGAAGUAUAAUGUCAUUGAACCAGCGCCGUACCCCGGACAGACAUUUAUCAUACGGGAACAUAAUGGAAAUCGCUUAAUAACUCUCGUGGAAGGCGAGGUUCGAGCUCGAGAGAAUAUCGGCGAACAGGGCGGAUGGCAUUGGGUAUGUGUGGAGCAAAGAGGGUGGCUUGGGUUUAGAAAUCCCGUGUCUUCAACAUAUCUCGGCCAUGAUACUCAGGGGGCGUUCUGGGCUAAGUACAAGCAUCAUAUUAUACAUGAAUCAUUCUGUGCUCGAAGGCAUCCAAACGGCGGCUACGUACUACUUAUGCGGCACGAUGAUGAAUUACAAAAGAUGGCUAUUGGCGACGACGGAUGUACCUUGGUAGAAACCACAGGCGACGGAACACCGUGGGACUUCAUAAGGGUUUGGAAAUGAGUUUAAUAAGGCCUUUUUUCAAACCCAAAGAGACAAACGCCUACUCGGUGGGGAAAGAGGCGAAAACGAUGGGAACACGGGCAACGCACAGGAUGUCGCGCAAUUUCAAGAUGGAAGAGGGACUCUGAGAGAUACGAACCUUGUCAUUUAUUCCUAUAAUCAUAAAGUCAGCUAGAACCGCUCGUAUCACCCUCCUAUUCUAUAGUUAUGAUGAGUCAAGUGAGUGAGCCUCGAUGGAGCAUUUCCAUAGUCCAAGACACCUUCGAAUAACGGGGAACCACAUGUACAGAUUUUAUCUAGGGAGGUAAACAAAUCAGUAUUGAACGCAGUAUGAUUGAAGUAGC
Molecule: messenger RNA, 1541 nt
Organism: Hypoxylon trugodes
Lineage: Eukaryota; Fungi; Ascomycota; Sordariomycetes; Xylariales; Hypoxylaceae
Exons: 1
Coding region: 643-1197 (184 amino acids)
Source: RefSeq, a predicted model, not a curated record